UUUUUGGCUACCUUUAUGACCAGGGAAAGUGGGGUCUACUCGUAUAAAAGCGCAUCGGGUCUCAUGACGGUCACACUUGAAAUCUCAUCACGCUCCUCCGUUGGAUCGACAGAUUCGAGCCACCCGCACGACAAAAUGAAAUUCCUCAUCGUAUCCCUCGCUCUAGUCGCUGUGGUUCUGGCCCAGCAGCCACACCAGCAACACCUGCAGCAGCCGGCCAUCCUGAAACAAGCGCAGGACAUUUCGCCGGAGGGAUCCUACAGCUUUGCUUAUGAGACCGAGAACGGAAUCGCCGCUGCUGAACAGGGCUCGCCGCAACCCAUUGGACCCAAGGGCGAACAUGCGAUCAUCUCUCAAGGUCACUUCGAGUACACCGCUCCCGACGGCACCCCCAUCGCUGUCCAGUACACGGCCGACGAGAACGGUUUCCACCCGCAGGGUGCCCAUUUGCCGAUCGCUCCACCUGUACCCGCAUUGAUCGCGAGGGCCGUCGACUACGUUCUAGCCCACCCGCAGCCCGAGAACCAGCACUAAAUAAUCGAUGACAUUUAGCAAUAUCUCCGGACAAAGCGCUCACCUCUCGUGCUACGCGAAUUAUAGAUAUAAAGUGUUUUCUUAAUAUAUAAAUAUAAAUAUUUCUUUAAAAAAUUU
This is a messenger RNA of Solenopsis invicta (red fire ant), 651 nucleotides long. Its product is annotated as endocuticle structural glycoprotein SgAbd-8. Lineage: Eukaryota; Metazoa; Arthropoda; Insecta; Hymenoptera; Formicidae. The record is from RefSeq and is a predicted model, not a curated record. Gene Ontology annotation, cellular component: chitin-based extracellular matrix. Gene Ontology annotation, molecular function: structural constituent of chitin-based larval cuticle. The coding region runs from base 16 to 534 and encodes 172 amino acids. The transcript is spliced from 2 exons.